This is a messenger RNA of Phyllostomus hastatus (greater spear-nosed bat), 9955 nucleotides long. It is a transcript of the gene TACC2, whose product is annotated as transforming acidic coiled-coil containing protein 2. The record is from RefSeq and is a predicted model, not a curated record. Gene Ontology annotation, biological process: cerebral cortex development; cell population proliferation; mitotic spindle organization. Bases 196 to 9441 code for a protein of 3081 amino acids. Lineage: Eukaryota; Metazoa; Chordata; Mammalia; Chiroptera; Phyllostomidae. The transcript has 23 exons. Gene Ontology annotation, cellular component: cytoplasm.
AACCCUAAGCCAGUGCACAUUUAUAGAACGCUUCCAUGUGAUCCUGGGGGAAGCCAGCGGCGUGCGGGCAGAGGGCAGUGCUGAAGAGCUGUCGUGUCAGGAACAGAGAGCCUUCCCCCUGCCUGCGCCCCGUGCUCAGAGGACACCGGUCUCCUCUGAUAAGAUCCCGAGGGUCGCUGCGCACCGUGACUCGCCAUGGGCAACGAGAACAGCGCCCCGGAUAACCAGAGGACCUCGUCCGCUCAGAGCCCGGGACCCCUACGACCACCUGGGAAUCGUCAGACUAUAGCAGGGAAGCCGGAGGAGAAGGCCAGGAGCACUGACCGUGGAGACUUGCCCAGCAUCGCGCACGGAGACUCCUGCUCCGCUCCUGAGGGUGCUGCCAGCUCAGAUCCGGGCAUCGCGUCCCCAGAGGUGACUGAACCGAGGAAGCACCCACAGAAAGCCAGCGGCCCGGAAGACUCUCCACUGCCCAGCCCACCAGCGCCCUGGGAGCAGGACAGCCCCUCGGGCUCCAUGCCCUUUGCCGAGGGCCCCGCUGACGAAGCAGGCUCCGCAAGCCCUCUAGCUGCACCUGAAGGCUGGCCCCUCAUCAGGCCCCUCGGUCGGCACCCCAGGAGGAAAUCUUGCCCAAGUGUCCAGCGGUACACCCUGGCAGCGCCUGCCCCCCAGGGGGACAGCCCUACUGAGCACAGUGCAGCUGCCAUUGUCCCCAGGGCUGGAAGACAGAACGACCCAGAGGAAGAGGGGAACAUGCCCUUUGCCGAGGGUCUCCCCGAAACUUGCCUAGCAAGCCCUCCAGCUGCCCCCGAAGGCUGGCCCCUCAUCCGGCCCUUCACUCAGCACUCCAGGAGGAAAUCUUGUCCAAAUGUCUGGGGGUACACCCUGGCAGCGCCUGCCCCUCACAGGGACAGCCUCACUCGGCACAGUGCAGCUGCCAUUGUCCCCAGGGCCGGAAUAAGGAACAAACUGGAGGAAGAGGGGCACAUGCCGUUUGCUGAGAGCACCCCCGAAGUUUGCUCAGGAAGCCCACCAGCUGCCCCUGAAGGCUGGCCCCUCAUCCGGCCCCUCGGUCGGCACCCCAGGAAGAAGCCUUCCCCAAAUGUCCAGGGGAACACCCUGGCAGCGCCUGCCCCUCAGGGGGACAGCCCUACUGAGCACAGUGCAGCUGCCUUUGUCCCCAGGGCUGGAAGACAGAACGACCUAAAAGGAGAGGGGCGGAAAUCAGCUUCCAUUGAUCAGUCGCCAGGAAUUUCCCCAGCACCUUCCAGAGAGCCCGUGGUGGGGCAGCCAGCUGGAGAGGCGGGCCAGCCUGGUGGCUUUGACUCCCAAAGGAAAGAGGCUGCAGGUGGCCUCCCUCCACCGGUGUCGGGAGUGCAGGCGGCCCCCACAAACCCUUCUGCAGCCCCAUCAGACGAGAAGAGCUCAGCUGCCCUGGAGGAGGGCCCCCCAACGCCUGAGACCCCGGCCCCAGAAGUGCCACCCCCCAGAGCCUCAGACAGAGGAAGUUGCCAAACAGAGAUGCCGCCGCAGGAUUCAGUCGCUGACUCAGUUUCCCUCGGGGCCCGCUGUCCCACGAGGAGCCAUUCAGGGCCUGCUCCAGAAGCCGAGGCCGCUGCUUCCCCCCGGGAAAGCGGCCGGCAGCAAACGGGGGCACAACUGCCGUGCGCGGAGCCAGCCUGCGACCUGCCAGGUCCUGCCCUGGCUCCGGGGGCCGGGGGGUCUCGGAUGGAGACUCUAGACGCCAGUGACGCUCAGCAUCCCUUGAAGACAGGGAUGCCAGGACCCGAGCCCAGUAAAGCCGCCGGUGGGGCAGCAGGGGACCAGCCUGAGGCGGCUUUGCUUGUGAGUGCUGAGCAGCCGAGUCCAGCUUCGGGCCUCACUUCCCAGCCCGGCGCCCAGGCCUCGGCUGCCGCAGAAGAACCCGGCUGGCUGACCAGGGAGACGGUUCCGGGGCCUGCGGUGCCUGUGCUUACAGAUCCAGCCAAAGAGCCGGCAGAGGCAGGGUUGGCGGGACAGGAGACGCCCGCGUCAGACCUCAGAGGUGAGGGAGGGGGUCCGGAAGGGAGCCCCCCCACCGACGGUCCCGCCCAUUUGCCCCAGAAGGAGAGCGGGGAGAUCUGCCGCACGGAGCGAAGCCGAGAAGUCCAACAAGGGGUGCCGCCCCCUCCUCCCAGCGCACCAGACGAAAGUGCCAGAAGGUCACCAGGGCCCAAGGAUGAAGCCAAGGCCCCCGACAGCCCAGGUGUGGCUGAGGGGGAAAGCAGACACUCUGGGGCUGCUCCUACAGGACAGGAAGAAGCCCCAGAGCCACGUGGCAGCGCAGGUCCUGCGAACCCGUGGGGAGAGCACCCCCAGGCCCUCGGCUGCAAGCCCGACCCAGAGACGGAGAAAGAGGAGGUGUCAGAGCGAACCAGAGACGUGGAGAGCGAAGUCCUUCCGAGCACGGCCUUAGCACAACCCCGCAGGAAGGAGGGGCCCGGGUCUCCGUCAGAGGGUGCGGCUCCCAGCCCAGUGGCCCGUGGGGCUCUGGGAGAAGCCCGCGUGGUCCAGACACCUGGCUCACUGCACACGCUCCAUGCUCAGGGCCCCAUCACACCCCCCGCCCCGGAUGGAGCUGGCAAACAUGUCGUUCCCGGAGGAGCUGUCCAGGAGGGGCCAGGACUGCAGCCCCAAUGUCCUGACGACGUCCUUCAGGACGUGGGGGCACUGGGAAGAAUGGACUCUCUUCCUGCUUUAGAAUCUGAGAAAUCAGACUUCCUGUCGACUUCUGCUGCAGAGGUCGUCCCCGAAGCCGGGGAGGUGGAGAGCUCGUCAGAAAUGAAGACCAGGGGCCACCCGUCUGCGCAGACGCCCGGCAGCUGUGACGGGGAGGGUUCGCUGACGUCCCCGCGACCCCAUGGGCUGGAGCGAGAUGCAGCUGGACAGGAAGUCCAAGCCGAAGGGCCACAUCCCGCUGAGGGGGAGAGCUUAGGAGUGGACCGUGGGCUUCCAGAGCAAGAUCAGCAGGGAAUCCUGUCCUGCCCAGGACACCAAAUCCAAGUAGCUGCUCCUGAGGGACCUUCAGGCUCUCCUGAGAACCACCGCCAGCCAUCCCAGCCGGGCCCGGAAGGGGCUGUCUUUGACAUGCUCGGGGAGAAGCAGCGACAGUGUGAAAAUGAGGACAAGACUUCUCCAGGUGACCCAGGUUUUAAGGACCCAGGUGCGGACUCCCCCCAAAUCCCUGUACCCCUGGAACCUCGGGAGGAUGUGACCUUGUCCGCGCACGGAGGAGAGGAGCAGGCUUCCAGACCAGAGCUUCAAAGGGAGCUCCCCAAAGUCAGUCUGUCUGAUGCUCUGUGUUCGGCUCCCAGGGACCCGGUUCCGGAGAGCCCUGUGCCAGAGCAGUUGGAGCCGCCGGCCCCAGGGAGCCCCGAGUUGCCUGCCCUUGGGGAGGACGGGCGAGAGGUGGUGUGCAGGGGCAGCGAGCCCUGUGGCAUCGUGCGUCCUGCAGCGGACACUGCACAAGACUCCUCCCUCGCAGGGAGCUUGCGCGGGAACGAAGGUUGCACUGGGCGGGGGCCGAGCAAGUCCCAGCAGGAGCCGGUCGGGGUGCUGAGAGCCAGCAGCCAGCGUGAAGAAGCAUGUCUCAGGGACACAGGUGCCUCUGAAGCAGCUGACGCCUGGCCCCCACUCCAGGGCUUGGGCAAGACGCAGGAGGCAAGUGGGAACACAGCGGGGGCCCUGCCCUGCUGGCCUGACUCGGUAGCUCUCCCGGAUGCAGCUCAGGGCCCGCCGGGCCCAGCGCCUGCCAGCCCCGGCGUCACACCCACUCAGGAUGCCCCGGAGAGCGAGGCGUGUGAUGAAACCCAGGAAGGCGGGCGGCAACCAGGGCUGGCCCCACAGGAGGAAAUGGAGUGUCCUGCCACCUCGGAGGCAGAGGCCCAGAAGCUUCCUGGAAGUUCCCCAUCGGCCAAGGGGCAGCGAGGUGAGGCAGGGGCUGCUGCCGAGACUGGUGGGGACGUUGGCCAAGGAGACCCGAGGAGGCCGCGCGCUCCGGAGGAGCCGGGAGAAGGUACUCUGGGUGGCGGCCUCCUGCAGACGGAGCCGUGUCCCGCCCCAGGGGAGCAAGCUCCCACCCCUGCCCAAGGGGAAGCCGGCCACCCUGGGCAGCCCUCAGCCAGCUGUCAGGACGCCUUGCCGCCAGCAGGAGAGCUGGCUGGGACUUCCAGGAGCAUGGUGGCUAGUCCCGCAGCCCAGGCUGUCCCCGACCCCAAGAAGCCCCUACCAUCGGGGCCACCAGAAGAGGCCGCUCCUGACACUCCUUACCUGCAUAUUGACAGUGCUGCCAGGAGAGGGGCAGAAGAUAGCCCUAGAGGUCUUGGUGAAAGCCCUUGUCCCACACAGGAGCCCCCGUGUGCCUUGGAAAACGCCGCCUCCGGGAAGCCGGCUGCGGGCCCCCUCGCCUCCCCCUCCCUCUCCCUCUCCCACCCAGGAGCUGCAGGUGGAGAUGUCUCUGCAGUGCCGGCCAGCAGUGGAAGCCCCAAAGCCAGGAACUUUGAAGGACCUGCAGACCCUGUGCCCUACAUGGACAGGAUGCUGCCUCUGGCUAGUGGCAAGCAGACAGCAGAGGAGGAGAGAGCGGCCGGAGCGCCUGAUGCAAGCACUCGGCCCCAGGAAAUUCCUGCUCGCCCUGCCAGUGAGGGGGGCGUGGGGAGGAUGGUAGAACCUUCCCAGGACACGAGGAAGGGCGCGUCCGGUGGUGUGGACACAGGCUCCAAGCAGACCGGCAUGACGGCCGGGUUCCCUGACUUCAGGGAGCACAUCACCAAGAUCUUCGAGAAACCCAUGCUCGGAGGCCUGACUGCCGACCGGCCCCAGCGCACGGCAGGAGAAAAGGUGGGAGCUGGCCCGAGUGUGGGGGGCAAGGACCUCAGUGUGCCCUUACGCCCAGAGAAGCUUCCGGGUGGGACUCAAGUAGAAGCCGUAGCCCCUCUCCCUGCCCCUCCUGCUGGACUCUGGGGGGACUCAAAGAACCAGAAGCCGGAGCUGGCGGUUGAGGCUGAGAUUUCCCACGAGGUUCCCCAGGCUCCAGCUCCAGAAGAGCUGCUGGGGCUGGCAGGGCAGAGCCCGGCAGGUGCCGGUGUGGGGAAGGAAAUGACUGGCAGCCCGCUGAUGCCGAAGGAGUGCAAGGAGCUGGAGGGGGCUGGAGAAGCGGGGCCGGGGCUGGGAGGCCAGGCCGGCUCACAGCAGGGGAGCGGCCGGCAGCCGCCAGCUCCGGGCCCUUCUUCGCGAGCUGCUUCUCCAGAGACUCCUACGGGGAAAGCUGCGGACUUGCCGGUGGCUCCGCAGAGCCCCAGAGAAGGGGACUCGGUUCCAGGUGACAGGAUUCCUUCUGGGAAGCAGCACCAGGACACACCCACCAGCAGCAGUCGACCCAGAGAAGGCGGUGCCUGCGGCUUUGCUCACGCCGGAGCUCCAGGUGCCGUGCCAGUGUCCACCUCUGGCCUGGGAGCAUCUGGCCCCCGUGGGGACAUGCCUGUCACGGCCGAGGCCGCCAGCGAGCCCUGGAACCCCGACACACCUGGGGGAGAGAGGAGGCCUGGGGGCGCUGCUGGGACCUCAGAGGAACAAAGUACCCCGGGCAACCAGAGUGUCCCUGAGCCAGCAGCAGUGACAGACACUCCCCCGGAGCCCGGCGUGGUGGCAGGGGCUGCUAGGGAAGCGGAGGGUGACGUCACUUUGAGCACAGCUGAGACCGGGGCACGUGUGUCUGGUGACCUGCCGGAAACAGGUACGACGAGGAUGUUCCCUGGAGUGCCUCCUGCCUCUGUACCGCCAGGGAGCUGUGGGGACCCCGGCUGCUCCCAGGGGGCUCCGGGGAUGGAGGCUGCAGACGCCCUGGGUGCGGAGAGCCCAGCUGGGCACCAGCAGGCUGAGCCUCCGCCUCCUGCUGGGGACGGGAAGGCACGUGUCUCCUCGCCUCCAGGACCUGAAGAAACUCGGGACCCUAAACUGCAGAGCCUGGCUCCAGAAGCACUCCAUGCUGAAAGGUCACCUGUAGCAGAUGAUGCCGCCCGGCCGGCUGCCCGCGAAGACCUCGGAAACCCACUCUUAGCUGCCUCUUCCCACCCUGGUGCUGUCAUCGGCCAGGUGUCCACGGACCUGACCGCCCAGAGCACCUCCCCAGCCGCUGCCCGCGUGGAUCCCUGUCCCCCGGCCUCACAACACGCGUCUUUGCCUUCCGCCUCGGCGAGUGAUGGAGUAGAAGCCCCUGCUGCCUCCUGCCAGGGUCUGGCCAAGGACUUGACCAGGAGUUCUGACUCUGAAGAAGCAUUUGAGACCCCAGAGUCGACGACCCCUGUCAAAGCUCCCCCGGCCCCACCCCCACCACCCCCAGAAGUCAUUCCAGAGCCGGAGGUCAGCGUGCCACUCGCCCCGGAAGAACCAGGAUGCGGCGCUGAGCCGGCCUCCAUCCCCGAUGGCCCGCGGAGCACCUCGGUGGAAGGCAGCCCUUUCCGCCCUCCGGCCCAGUCCUUCUCUGCCAUCUUCGACGAAGACAAGCCGAUAGCCAGCAGCGGGACCUACAACCUGGACUUCGACAGCAUCGAGCUGGUCGACGACUUCCAGACCUCGGAGCCUCGCUCCGCGGACGCCAGGAGUCUGGAAUGCAAAGUGAGCACGCGGAGGAAGUCCACGGACUCUGCCCCCACCUCUAAGUCCACGCUGUCCCGCUCCCUCAGCCUGCAGGCCAGUGACUUUGAUGGUGCUUCUUGCUCGGGCAACCCUGAGGCCGUGGCCCCGGCCCCCGAUGUGUGCGGCGCGGGUGCGAGCGGCGAUUCCAGCACCCUUAAGCGAACUAAGAAACCAAGGCCGCCUUCCUUAAAAAAGAAACAGGUCGCGAAGAAACCCUCGGAAACCCCCCCAGUGAGAGAGGCCCAGCAAGAGCCAGCUGAGGAAGGUCCUGUCCCCGGUGAGGAGAGUCGAGCGUCCGAGACAAAAGCGGAGUCGGCGCAGCUGGAAGGUUCUAGACCAGCCUUCGCCCAGGAGGCACCACCGCUGGAACCGGCCACUGUGCCCAAGGCCGCCUGCCCCCUGGACUCCGAGGGUGCAGAGGGGGCUGCCCCCCCAGCUUCUGGAGGUGGCAGAGUGCAGAACUCACCCCCCGUCGGGAGGAAGGCUUUGCCUCCCGCCACAGCCCUGGAGGCGGUGGAGGUGGCCCCGUCAGAGAACGGGGGGCCAGAGGACUCCCCGGCCAAAGGGCUGUCGGUGAGGCUGGAGUUUGACUAUUCUGAGGACAAGGGUAGCUGGGAUAGCCAGCAGGAGAACCCCCCUCCUACCAAAAAGACAGGCAAAAAGCCAGUUGCCAAAAUGCCCCUAAGGAGGCCAAAGAUGAAAAAAGCGCCCGAGAAACUCGACAACACUCCUGCCUCGCCUGCCAGGUCCCCCGCCGAACCCAGUGACACCCCUAUCGCCAAAGGCACCUACACCUUUGACAUCGACAAGUGGGAUGACCCCAACUUUAACCCUUUUUCCUCCACCUCAAAAAUGCAGGAGUCUCCCAAACUGCCCCAACAACAAUCGUACAGCUUUGACCCGGACGCCUGCGAGGAGUCCAUGGACCCCUUUAAGACAUCCUCCAAGACCCCUAGCUCACCCUCUAAGUCCCCAGCCUCCUUCGAGAUCCCGGCCAGUUCCGUGGAGGCCAACGGAGCAGACGGGGACGGGCCGAACAAGCCCGCCAAGAAGAAGAAGACGCCACUGAAGACGGUGGUUGAAGAUGUGAUGUCUGUGUGCUCUCUGUUUGACACAUUUAGGGUGAAAAAGUCGCCAAAACGGUCUCCUCUCUCUGAUCCACCUUCUCAGGACCCCACUCCAGCGGCGACGCCAGAAACGCCGCCGGUGAUCUCCGCCGUGGUCCACGCGACCGACGAGGAGAAGCUGGCGGUCACCAACCAGAAGUGGACGUGCAUGACGGUGGACCUGGAGGCCGACAAACAGGACUACCCGCAGCCCUCGGACCUGUCCACCUUUGUGAACGAGACCAAGUUCAGUUCGCCCACGGAGGGUAAGCGCCCGGGCGGCCAGCCGGACCCCCACCCCGCCUCAGACACUGCCGCCCCUAGGGAGCCAAAGGCCGGGAGAGACACUCCUCAGCCAGAGCUGGACUACAGGAACUCCUAUGAAAUUGAAUACAUGGAGAAAAUUGGCUCCUCCUUACCUCAGGACGAUGACGCCCCCAAGAAACCGGCCUUGUACCUUAUGUUCGACACGUCUCAGGAGAGCCCGGUCAAGUCUCCCCCCGUCCAGAUGUCGGAGUCCCCGACGCCAUGUUCAGGGUCAAGUUUUGAGGAGACUGAAGCCCUUGUGAACGCUGGGGCAAAGAUCCCCCAUCCCGUCGCACGAGGGCUGGCCCCCAACCAAGAGCCACACUUGCAGGGGCCAGAGAAACCCUCCCAGAAGGAGCUGGAGGCCAUGGCCCUGGGCACCGCUUCAGACACCAUCGAAAUUACAGCUCCGGAGGGUGCCUUUGCCUCUGCUGACGCCCUCCUCAGCAGGCUGGCGCACCCGGCCUCCCUCUGUGGUGCGCUGGACUAUCUGGAACCUGACUUAGCAGAAAAGAACCCCCCACUCUUUGCUCAGAAACUCCAGGAGGAGCUAGAGUUUGCCAUCAUGCGGAUAGAAGCGCUGAAGCUGGCCAGGCAGAUCGCCCUGGCCUCCCGCGGCCGCCCCGACGCCAAGAGAGAAGCUGCUCACCCGCCAGACGUCCCCAUCUCCAAAACAGCCUUGUACUCCCGCAUCGGGACCGCCGAGGUGGAGAAGCCUGCGGGCCUCCUGUUCCAGCCGCCCGACCUGGACGCCGCCCUGCAGGUCGCCAGAGCAGAGAUCCUAACCAAGGAGAGAGAGGUGUCCGAGUGGAAGGAGAAAUACGAAGAAAGCCGGCGGGAAGUGAUGGAGAUGAGGAAAAUAGUGGCCGAGUACGAGAAGACCAUCGCUCAGAUGAUAGAGGAUGAACAGAGGGAGAAGUCGGUCUCCCACCAAACGGUCCAGCAGCUGGUUCUGGAGAAGGAGCAGGCCCUGGCUGACCUGAACUCCGUGGAGAAAUCGCUGGCGGACCUCUUCAGGAGGUACGAGAAGAUGAAAGAGGUCCUGGAGGGCUUCCGCAAGAACGAAGAGGUGCUGAAGAAGUGUGCGCAGGAGUACCUGUCCCGGGUGAAGAAGGAGGAGCAGAGGUACCAGGCCCUGAAGGUGCACGCAGAGGAGAAGCUGGACAGGGCGAACGCCGAGAUCGCCCAGGUCCGGGGCAAGGCCCAGCAGGAGCAGGCUGCCUACCAGGCCAGCCUGCGGAAGGAGCAGCUGCGCGUGGACGCCCUGGAGAGGACGCUGGAGCAGAAGAAUAAAGAGAUAGAAGAACUCACCAAGAUUUGCGAUGAACUGAUUGCCAAAAUGGGGAAAAGCUAACUGGGAACCAAACGUUUGGACUUGACCGUUGCGUGCAAUAUGACCGUCGGCACACUGCUGUCCCGCCAGGCCCGGGGACAGGCCCUGCUCUCAGUCUUUCGUAUGCACUGCUGUGUCCCCUCUCCAAAUAACGGCGGCUGGAUGGUGUGCAGUGCUAAGGAGACUGUCAGAACUUCUUGCUAUUGGUUUGCAUUUUUCCUAGUAUAAAUUCAUAGCAAGUUGACCUCAGAGUUCCUGUAUCAGGGAGACUGUCUGAUUCUCUAAUAAAACACACAUCGCUGACCUUGGCCUUGCCCUCUGUCCGUGAGUUCCCGGGGUGAGCGGCUUCUGGACUGCAUAUGAACACAUACAGCUUGCACAGGGACUCUUGCCUUAAGGAGUGUAAUAACUUGAUCUGCAUUUGCUGAUUUGUUAAAAAACAAAAAAAGAAAAAGAAAAAAAAAGAAGAAAGAAAAUGCAUGUCUCAAAUGAAAUUCUCUAUUGUAAAUAAAUUUUUUUCUUUGGAUCUUGGCAA